Trichoderma aggressivum f. europaeum is the source of this 1035-nucleotide messenger RNA. RefSeq lists its product as uncharacterized. The transcript has a single exon. Bases 1 to 1035 code for a protein of 344 amino acids. The record is from RefSeq and is a predicted model, not a curated record. Lineage: Eukaryota; Fungi; Ascomycota; Sordariomycetes; Hypocreales; Hypocreaceae.
AUGGCGAUUUCAACCGACAAUGUCAUAUCUAUCGAGUCAUCCGAUAGCGACUCGGACUGCCAAAUUGUGGAAGUCGUUCCAUCGCCUGCUAAGCGAGGCAAGAACAAGUCGAGAUGGCAGAACAAGCUUUCUAGCAACACGCAAAGGAGAGGCAGAGAGACGACGAUGCGCCAACUAGACAAAGUCAUUGAUGAGGAUUGUCCCAGCAUGUCAUCGGCAUCGAAAGGAUACGCAAGGCGUCUGAGCGUGGAUUUGACGGUAGCGGGUUGUGGCCUCCAGGGUACGAACUCUGAGACGGAUCAUUUGCCUGAUACAGAGCCAAACGAUGUCGAUGCAGUGCCGCAUGUUGACCUGGAGGAUCCUUUCUCUAUUCAACGCUACAUUGACGACGAUUCGGAAGCGGCGAGCAUUUCAUUUCCAAGCUUGACGCAAUGUGUGGAGAGCAAACAAGAACCUCAAUUCGAAGAUGACGAUGACGAUGGAGAUGAGUUUGGCCAACGGAGGACUCGUUCUAGGUCCGCCUCCACGGCAACUCUCGACUUUUCUCCCGAGAGAGAAAGCCUCAGCGACUCGGACAAAGAUACGCAUGGGAUUGUUGGAAUGUUUGACGAGGCACCCGAAUCAACAGGAUUGGCUGAUACAAGAGACUGCACGACGCCGGAUGCCUGUACUAUGAGAAAGAUGCUGCAUAACAGCGGUUAUCUUACGCCAAUUGAGGAAUCUUGUUCAGAAAGGUCGGAUCCCAUCAUCUCGACGGUGGAACACAAAGAUGAAGAAAAUGUUUUUGAAGGAGAUUCGUUAAUUGAACCGAUCAACGUUCCGCUGCAACCUCACGGAGCGGCAUAUAAAUCCAGUCAUCGGCUUCCCCAGACAGGAAAAUGGGACUCGGUCGUCAACGUUGCUGCUUUCAAAGCUCUACCAGGGCCGUUGUUUACUCGGCCUAAACAGAUACUCGAUGUGGUUACGUACGAGUCCAUGAUGGAAGAGAAGGCGGCACAGCAGGCGAAGGAGGGGAGGGGAGAGAAGAAGCAAUAA